GAAAAUACCAUUCUCUCCCGAAAAACAUCUCUCCCGUUUCUCUUCUGGGAGCCCUAGGUUUUCUUUUUUUUGUUCUUUCGCUGUCUAAUCUAAUCAACUUUCUCUUUGUUUGUUGCAGAGAUUAAUGCUUUGUUAACUAAUUUUAUGAGGUAAAAUUCCAUGCUAUUGCAACUCGCAGAGCAGGAAGAUGGAAGAUAAUUUGGGUGUUGCUUCCCCUGCUAUAGGCGAUGCAAUCAAGUGUGAUUUGGGGGUCUUAUGGAUUAACUUGCAGUGAGUCUCUUGCUUUCUGGUAAGAUUUAAUUCCGCAGCUAAAUGAGGAAGAAGAAGUUGAAGAAUGGCGAGAGAAAACAGACAGUAGUCUGAACCAAAAAAUGUUAUACAGAUAAUAGUUUGGAUCAAAAAUGUUUGGGAUGUCCAUGUCUAUAUGUAUUACUGACAGAGGCAGGGGAAUUCACUCAAAUAGAGGUCCAUUGCAGACUCUAACAUGUACUAACAUCAAAAGCUUGCGUUUUGAGGAGGGGGAUGAGAUUCAGGUCAUGCAGGAAAUGGUUGCAGAUGCAAAGAGUGGCAUAACAAAUGGUACGGUUUUUGAAGAUGAGAUAGAUAACCAAAUCCAAAUAUGUAGCGACGGCAAUGCUGAAGAUAGCAAGGAUUAUGUAUCCGUGUACCUUGAGUUAGUAAACCAUAGACAAGAAGUUAGGGCACUUUAUGAAUUUUCAUUACUGGACCAAAGCGGGAAAAAUAAAUAUGGUGCUCUUAAAAUUCCUAGAUCUUGAACAACGUUUGAACCAGAAAGCUCAUUAUGGUACGUAUGCACGUUCGUGGGUUUUCCAACUCCUAAUAUGGUUCUUGAAUUAUGUUGAAACCAUUAGCUGUUUACAGACUAAGAUAGUACAGUAGUAGAUAGGUAGACAUUUAAAUUCUACUACAAAGCCCCUUAAGCAUUCAGGGAAUAAGUGAUUUAUGAAACUCUUCCUCAAAUUCAUGUAUCGGUGUCGUGUCCAGUACCGUACUUUGGGAAACCAGAAAAUAAGUACACACUACAGUCCCUUAUAUGUUUGCAUUUUAUAUAAUUCUCGAUGGCCUAGCUAGGUUCACUAUAAAUAUUGGUUUAAGAAAGGAAGACGGAAAAUGGCUUCAAUGUCACACCAUCUUCUUCUCAAUAAGCAUGUCAAACUUUAGAACCAGUAAUGUAUUUGGGAACUAUACAGUGAAGUUCACGGGGGUCCAUGCCAAACUUCAGAACUAGACACUAGAGUUAGUUGUGCUGGUAGGCACCUCUAAGUUAUUUAACAGCUCCAAUUAAUCAAGCUCUGUAAGCAUUUAGUGCUCCAUUUUAGGGAGACACGGUUAGUUAGUAAAGAAAAGCAAUUAGGUCCGAGUCCCUUGCUCACUUCCAAAAUGUGUAUUGUUGUACUAAGCUGGAAUUCUGCACUCCUUUUAUUACUUAUUUACUUACCAAUUCCUGGGCUUUGCUAGAGAAAUAGGGUUUGGAGGGUUUUGUUUCACUUCUAUUUAUUAAUACCCUAUCUAUAUUACUAACGUUAUGAUUCUGGAUGAUCUGAUUUAUUUUUUUAUUUUUUUUUAUUGAAAAUAUGAGUAUAAUUGCUUUACCUUUCUGCUUCU
Papaver somniferum (opium poppy) is the source of this 1626-nucleotide messenger RNA. RefSeq lists its product as uncharacterized. Gene Ontology annotation, molecular function: protein binding. The transcript is spliced from 7 exons. The record is from RefSeq and is a predicted model, not a curated record. NCBI's taxonomy places the organism in Eukaryota, Viridiplantae, Streptophyta, Magnoliopsida, Ranunculales, Papaveraceae. The coding region runs from base 402 to 776 and encodes 124 amino acids.